AUGCUUCCUUCGACGCGGACAGCCGCCGCAAUGGCGUUGCGAGUCAAGCCCACGACCGCCAUCCUCCCUUUCCGUCCCGUCGCUGCCGCGGCCUUCUCGACGACCACCCCCCAGCACCAAGCCAGCGCGGUCACCCCCCACGGUGCCGGGAGCAGCCUCUCCAAGCCGCGUCGUGAGGUCCCUCUUCCCUCGCAGGAGAAGCCCAAGAGCGUCGUCCAAUAUGCGCUCACCACACUCGACAUUAUGGCCAACUGGGCUCGUCAAUCUUCGCUGUGGCCCAUGACCUUUGGUCUGGCCUGCUGCGCCGUCGAGAUGAUGCACCUCUCCACCCCUCGAUACGAUCAAGAUCGCCUCGGUAUCAUUUUCCGUGCUUCUCCCCGUCAGUCCGACGUGAUGAUCGUCGCGGGCACCCUCACCAACAAGAUGGCUCCUGCCCUGCGCCAGGUCUACGAUCAGAUGCCCGAGCCCCGCUGGGUCAUCUCCAUGGGUUCGUGCGCCAACGGUGGAGGCUACUACCACUACUCGUACAGCGUCGUGAGGGGGUGUGACAGGAUCGUGCCUGUCGAUAUCUACGUGCCUGGCUGCCCGCCCACCAGCGAGGCGCUCAUGUACGGCAUCUUCCAGCUGCAGAGGAAGAUGCGCAACACCAAGAUCACCAGGAUGUGGUACAGGCGAUAA
Messenger RNA from Emericellopsis atlantica, 678 nucleotides. RefSeq lists its product as uncharacterized. The record is from RefSeq and is a predicted model, not a curated record. Gene Ontology annotation, biological process: aerobic respiration; mitochondrial respiratory chain complex I assembly; electron transport coupled proton transport. The transcript is spliced from 3 exons. Lineage: Eukaryota; Fungi; Ascomycota; Sordariomycetes; Hypocreales; Bionectriaceae. Bases 1 to 678 code for a protein of 225 amino acids. Gene Ontology annotation, molecular function: quinone binding; 4 iron, 4 sulfur cluster binding; NADH dehydrogenase (ubiquinone) activity.